GUCACCUGACAAACAAAAAGAGUACUGCUACUUCUGCACAGCAUUUAUAUACAUGAGCCCCUCGUGGCGUUGUAUUACUAUUUUGCAACUCGUUCGUUUAUUUCAGUCGGCUGCUACCUGCAGCUAAGUCGCUGUGUUAAACGGGUUAAACGGGUUUCCUCAUGGCCAGUUCAAUUCCCGGGGUUGCGGAGCUGGUAGCGGGUGCCCGACGGCUGUACGGGCAGGUGUUCGGGGAGGAGGGUCCUCAGGUGGCGGUGUGUGCUCCAGGAAGAGUGAACCUGAUAGGAGAGCACACUGACUACAACCAGGGAUUCGUUCUGCCAAUGGCGCUGCCCAUGGUGACUGUGGUGGUAGGGAGAGAGACCUCUGGGCAGGAUGUUACCGUGGUGACGGCUACAGAGGAUGCUGACGAGCCUCACAGGGUUGACUUCAGCCUGCCCAGUGAUGGAUCACCACUGUCCCCAGGAGAACCCAGCUGGGCAAACUAUGUGAAAGGUGUUAUACAGCAUUACAGAGCUCCUGUCCCGGGGUUCAGGGCUGUGAUAGCCAGCAGUGUCCCCCUGGGUGGAGGACUGUCCAGCUCUGCAUCUCUGGAGGUGGCCUUCUACACCUUCCUGCAGCAGCUCAAGCCAGAUGAUGGAGACAAGAUAUCCAAAGCAGUUGCCUGUCAGCAGGCUGAACAUACUCAUGCUGGUGUACCAUGUGGUAUAAUGGAUCAGUUUGUGUCUGUUCUCGGCAGGGAGGGGCAUGCUUUGCUGAUUGACUGCAGGUCCCUGGAGGCUACCCCUGUGCCACUAGCAGAUCCAAGCCUGGUCAUCCUCAUCACCAACUCCAACGUCAAGCACUCUCUGACUGGCAGUGAGUACCCCACAAGACGCAGACAGUGUGAGGAGGCUGCCUCCAUCCUGGGGAAGGACAGCCUCAGGGAUGCUACCAUGAAGGACCUGGAUGAGGCAAGGGGACGGCUGGAUGACGUCACCUAUCGAAGAGCUCGCCAUGUCAUUGAGGAGAUAGAAAGAACGAUCCAAGCCGCUGAAGCCCUUAAGAGAGGAGGGUACAAAGAGUUUGGCAGGCUUAUGGUGGAGAGCCACAACUCUUUGAGAGAUCUGUAUGAGGUGAGCUGCAGGGAGUUGGAUGAGCUGGUGUCUGCAGCCAUGGAGGUGGAAGGGGUGUUUGGCAGCCGGAUGACAGGCGGAGGAUUCGGCGGAUGCACUGUCACUUUGCUGCAGGCCCACGCCAUUGACAGGACCAUUCUCCACAUACAGGAGCGAUACAGUGGAACACCUUCUUUCUAUGUUACAACCCCUUCAGAUGGAGCACGAGCUCUCACUCUGUCCUAACCUAUGUCAACAUUUGUCCUGUAGAAGAAAAGCAGAUUCCUUUCUCCUCACUGGAUUUAUGAUUUUUUAUUUUUGGUUUUAUUUUAAAAUGCUGAAAUAAUGUGCUUCAAUAAAAGCCUGUGCUGUUUGAUUUAAAAACAUUUUAUUAAUUAAAAGGAAAGUGCCUUUACAAUGAAACUAAUUUUCAUCAGAAAAUUUUUGCCAACUAUAUAUUUUUGAUUUCCUUGUACAAUGAAAAUACAGGACAGUUACAUUUCAUACUUAUUCAUGUGAAAUAAACUAUGUUUCAAAAAUG
This is a messenger RNA of Mugil cephalus (flathead mullet), 1635 nucleotides long. RefSeq names its product galactokinase 1 (gene galk1). Gene Ontology annotation, cellular component: cytosol; cytoplasm. Gene Ontology annotation, molecular function: galactokinase activity; ATP binding. The record is from RefSeq and is a predicted model, not a curated record. The transcript has 8 exons. The coding region runs from base 162 to 1340 and encodes 392 amino acids. Gene Ontology annotation, biological process: galactose metabolic process; carbohydrate phosphorylation. Lineage: Eukaryota; Metazoa; Chordata; Actinopteri; Mugiliformes; Mugilidae.